Molecule: messenger RNA, 356 nt
Organism: Equus quagga
Lineage: Eukaryota; Metazoa; Chordata; Mammalia; Perissodactyla; Equidae
Product: nuclear RNA export factor 1-like
Exons: 4
Biological process (GO): poly(A)+ mRNA export from nucleus
Cellular component (GO): nucleus
Molecular function (GO): protein binding; RNA binding
Source: RefSeq, a predicted model, not a curated record
GUUCGUGCCUUCACACGGACCUUCAUCAUUGUCCCUGCCAGCAGUUCCAGUCUGUGCAUCGUGAAUGACCAGCUGUUUGUGAGGGACGCCACCCCCGACGAGACUCAGAGAGCGUUCUUCAUGCCAGUUCCCACACCCACCUCCAGCUCCGUGCCCACCGUCUCCCAGGAGCAGCAGGAAAUGGUGCAGGCUUUCUCCACCCAGUCUGGGAUGAACUUCGAGUGGUCUCAGAAGUGCCUUCAGGACAAUGAGUGGAACUACACCAGAGCUGGUCAAGCCUUCACUACGCUCAAGCCUACGGCCAUGCCCAUGCCUGGGGUGGGAGGCCUGGCUGACCGACAGGGCAAAGUUAACUU